CUUAAAUGCAAGUGAUUGAUUGGAAGGGAAACAAUCCUAUAUAAAGCGAUCUCUGUUUUUCUUUUUUUUCUCUCUUCUCAUUUUCUAUAUACUCUUUAUCUUACAAUGACUACAAGCUUAGGUUCUCCUCCAUUGCUGCCAAAAGAAGCGCUUGAACUCCCCUCUCUUUCUGCUACAGAUGCUCCUGCUGACAAAAAAAUACAGACAACUCCACCCAAGACGCCUCCUAGUGAGAUUGCUAAUCCAUUGGCAAGUGAUCAUAAAGGACAAACGCGCCUUGUUUCUCAAGGUGAAUUUGAACCAGAACAACACUUUUAUCCCCGUGUCUUGAAUGCUCAAAUUCAUCCCCUUAUUCAAAGUUUCUUUACGUUGGGAAACGAACGUAUCAUUGCUCGUUACACACACUUGAACCCUCAAGUAAAAGUGGAAGACUUGAAGGAAAUCUUAUCUUAUUCUCCUAAACAUUUUCAAUGGGCAGGUUCUGAUUUAUUUAAUGUUACCACUGCCUCUGGCCAUCGUCAAAUGAUUGUGAUCGAAACAAACUCUUGUCCCUCUGGUCAAAAAUCCAUGCCUCUCUUAUCAGAAACAGAUGAACACAAUGAACAAGGCGGUUAUCGCAACGUGAUUGAGUCUGCUUUUCAAGACCAAUUGUCCAAGGCAGACCCUUCUUUAGGUGGUUUGGCUGUCAUUUGCGAUAAGAACAUGAUGGAAUCUAGUGGUUAUGCUGCUGUAUUGGCUGAUGUUGCUAAAGAACAUGUCUGGUUGGCUGAAUGGCAUGCUGACGACCCUGACCCAGGAGUCAAAUGGGUUGAUCGCGUCUUGUACAUUCGUGAUAAAGAUCAAGUAUGGCAUCCUAUUCGUGCAUGUUUUCGUUAUCUUACACAAAAGCCUUGGAAUCGAUUCCCUUUAAAGACAAAGACCAUUGUCAUGAACCAAAUCAUUAGCUGUCUGGCUGGUGGUCGUAACAAGAUGAUGGCAGCAAGGGCCUAUGAUUUCUAUAACAAGGACAUUGUUGGUACUGGUUUAAGUAUCAAGACGCCUGAGACAAUCAACAACGUCACACGAGGAGAAAUACCGUUAUGGAUAAGCUCAAUGGGAGGACAUGCAGUAUUAAAGGUCCCUUACAGCAAUGCAGGACAAGGGGUUUAUACCAUCACCAAUCAAACAGAACUAAAUGACUUUAUGAAUCAAGACCAUCAUUAUGACAAGUUCAUUGUUCAAUCCCUUGUUGGAAAUGCUUCUUGGUCAAGUGUGACCACGGCUGGCAAAUUCUACCAUGUUGGUACUAUUCCAAAUAAGAAAAGCAACACAUACGUGAGUGAUCUUCGUAUGAUGGUGACAGGUAGUGCAAACGGCUUCCGCCCUAUCUGUAUUUAUGGCCGUAAAGCAAGGCUUCCUUUGGCUGGAGAAUUACCUCCUGAUGCUAAUACAUGGGACAUGCUUGGUACAAACUUAUCUGUUAAGCUACCUGAUGGAGGUUGGACAACAGAUACUUCUCGACUGAUCCUCAUGGACCGCAAGGACUUUAAUCAACUUGGUUUGGGUAUUGACGAUCUUAUUGAUGCUUACAUUCAAACAGUCUUGGCUGUGAUUGCUAUUGAUCGUAUGGCAGUAAGAUUGAUGGCAAAUGGUGAAUUUGAUUACAGCCUAUUUGAAAGUCUCAACCCUGAUAAUGCUUUAAUGAAUGAAAUAAGGCAAGCAAAUGAAGACUUCUAAUUCUAUACAUACAUCCCUUACAUACACACAUACAUAUGCACAUACAUACAUACAUACAUACAAAAAAACAUAUUUAUACUAUAUACACACAUGUAGAUUAAUGUUGUGCUCUCUCUUUAUAUUUUGUAAAGAAAUAUAUAUAAUUAUUCGAAAUAGCUUCAGACUACUAAAGAGAAAAGGAGAGUUGCAUAAUAUCAU
Molecule: messenger RNA, 1914 nt
Organism: Gilbertella persicaria
Lineage: Eukaryota; Fungi; Mucoromycota; Mucoromycetes; Mucorales; Choanephoraceae
Exons: 5
Coding region: 106-1716 (536 amino acids)
Source: RefSeq, a predicted model, not a curated record